AUUCUGCACAAGGAAACACUUAAUAAAGACUCUGACAGAGAGGACAGUCAUGGGAAUACAGAAGCCAGAGAUUCACCCGUAAACAGCAAAAGACGCUCUCCCCCCUCAGACAGACCUCCCUUUGGCCCUCAUCUAAGUACACACCACAGCAUCUCUGCUGAUGAACAGGACAGCCCAGAGCGAAUUGUUCAGAAGGAAAAACUCCAUGCAGAACUGAAACAAGUUCUGAGUCAGAAGAGAAGCCAGCUUAGAGACACCCAAUCCACAGACAUGGAGGAUCCCUCCAACACAGACAAUAAGAAUGAGGCGGAAAAGGAUACCCAGUUGUCAGAGCUUGUGGAAGUGGUUGUUGAAACACAGGCUGAAGUUGGAGCUAGUGGGUACAGUGUGGUGGGUGGAGGGGAGCGUGGCAUCUUCAUCAAAGAGGUCUUGAAAGACUCCCCAGCAGCGAAGCACCUCAGCCUACAGAAAGGAGAUCAACUGCUAAGUGCCAGGGUGUAUUUUGAUAACGUGAAAUAUGAGGACGCAUUAAAAAUUCUUCAGUGUGCAGAACCCUACAAAGUGUCCUUCUUUUUGAAGAGGACUGUGCCAGGAAGUGAAGUCAGCAUACGUCCAGGUGCACAAAAUCUUGAGCUCAGAGGACCUAAGGCCAAGAUGCAAAGAAUGAGCGUCAAAAGUGUGAAACCGUUCAAAGCCAAGAAAAGGAGAGGAGGAAGAUUUGGCUUGAAAAGACUGAAAGAGAACAAAAAAGCAAGAGCACGGGCAGAGCUGGACAUUGAGGGCUCACCAAGCAGAUCAGACCUCAGUCCGGUUGAUGUUGAGUUUGUUUUCCCAAAGUUCAAGAUGAGGAAAGAUGGGAAGGCCACUGCAGAUUUAUCAGGAGAUCUCGAGGGUGCGAUCGCUAGUGGCAAGAAAAAGAGGAACACAAGAUUUCCAAAAAUAAAAGCCACAGACGCUGCUGAAGGGAAUGUCAGUGUAGAUGUUGCAACACAUGAGGGAGAGGCCUCUGGAGCAAAGCUGAAGGUCAAGGCAAAAGGUCCAAAAUUUGGAAUGAAUUUGCCCAAAUUGAAAAAGUCAAAAUUAGAUGUACAAUCUUCAAAUGACAGUUUCGAGGUGAAAGACUUAGAGGCCAAAAUUAAGCCUCCGUUAGUAGAGUGCGAUUUGAACGUGCCUCAGGGCAAAGCUGAAACUAAUGUUCCUAAUUUUGAGGUUAGUGUUAAAGGAAAAGGAGAAGGUCCUGAGAUUAAAAUGCCAAAAGUGAAUUUGGAUGUCUCAGAUACAAAGAUAACAAUCCCAAAGUUUAAACUACCAAAGGUAAGACUUUCUUGUCAUUCAGAUGAAAUUGAUGGAGAGGCAAGUAAACAAAAUGAUACAUAUGAAAAUAAACUGAAAAUGUCUAAGAUUGACAUCAAAGCACCAAAUGUGGAUUUGGAUUUGAAUCUCUCAAAAUCUAAGAGCACGGAUGAAUCCAAAGAUGCUGAAAGAAUCAACACGGCCAAACUUGACACAUCAUUACCAAAGCUAAACCUUGAUGCAAAACAAAAAUUUGGAGAUGACAUUGAUGGAUCCAUGGUCAAAGAGCAUUUGAUUUCUCUCCCCAAACUUGACAUUGCAGUGCCCAAGACAGAGACAUCAGAUGUGGACAUUGAUCUUCCUACAUUAGAUGUGUCAUUACCAAAGAUGGCAGCAAAAAACAUUGAUACUGAGGGACAUGCAAGUACAGGGGUAAAAUUUGAAGUGACAAAAUUAGACAUCUCUCUUCCAAAAAUAACAUCCCCUGAGGGGGAAGUCAUGGUUGAAGAACCUGGAGCAAAAAUUGGAAAAUUUCACAAGCCAAAUAUCAGUAUUUCAUUACCAAAAGGUAAAGCACAGGGAAAAGUGGAAGGUCAUACUGAGAAAGGAGCAAAUGUUGACAUUUCUUUACCUGAGGGGGGUGCAGAUAUUGAGGGCCAGUUUGGAAAAGGGGGAAAGUUUAAAAUGCCUAGCAUAGGUGUCUCUAAUGUAAAAUUACCUGAGCCAUCAAUUGAUAUUUCACUCCCUGAAGGCAAAACAGAAGGAAAUGUUAAGGUUGGAGAACCAUCUGGGAAAGGAGGCAAAUUCAAAAUGCCACAUCUAGAUGUUUCGCUUCCAAAAAUGAAAUUAUCCACAGGUGAAAUCAAUACUGAGGACCCAGAGGUCAAAGGUGAGAAAUUCCAAAUGCCAUCCGUUGAUAUAUCAUUACCAAAAGGAAAAGUAGGGGCUGGUGUUGAGGUCGAGGGUCAUUCUGGAAAAGGGGAAAUGCCCAAAAUUGAACUGAAAAUGUCAUUGCCAGAGGGUAAAAUUUCUGAAAGUCAUGAUGUAAGCAUUUCUGGAGUUGAUAUUUCAUUACCAAAAGGAAAAACACAUGAACACAUUAAUCUUGAGGUUGAGAAUGGAGAUAAGUUUCAAAUUCCUAAAUUUGAUGCAAGUCUACCUAAACUCAAAUCAGGAGAAAGUGACUUUGAUGUUAAAACACCCAAUACCAAAGUUGGAAAGUUUCACAUGCCAGAAAUCGAUAUUUCAUUGCCACAUAAAAAAGAUGAAACAGAUAUUAAUGUGGAACCCUCUGGUAAAUGUGGAAGGGUUGAAAUGCCAAAUGUUGAUAUCUCUCUGCCUGCAGUGAAAGCUUCUGGUGUUGAGAUUUCCUUGCCAAAAAUGAAGUCAGCACAGGGUGACAUUAGUAUUGAAGAGUCUGACAGCAAAAGAUUCAAUGUGCCAUCUGUUGAUAUAUCAUUUCCAAAAGUAACAGGCACAGGUGAUGUAGAUGUCAAGAGACAUUCUGGAAAAAUGGGGAAAUUUGAUAUGCCAAAACUGGAUAUUUCCUUGCCAAAAAUUGAAUCAACUAAAGGAGAACUCAGCAUGGAAGAACCUGAAUUCAAAGGUGGAAAAUUGCAUAUGCCUUCUUAUAAUAUCUCCUCAGCAAAGGUUAAAGCAGAGGGUGAUGUUUAUCUCAAGGGAGAAACCAAAAAGGGGACAAAAUUUAAAAUGCCAAAAUUGGACAUUAACGUACCACAAAUGAAAUCAACAGGGACUGAAAUCAAUAUUGAAGGACCUGAAGUGAAGGGUGAAAAGAUAGAUAUGCCAGAUGUUGACAUUUCUCUUCCACAAGGAAAAGUAAAGGGAGAUGGCACUGUUAAUGUGAAUACUGGUAAUGUUGCUAUGCCCUCUGUUUCAAUUUCAUUGCCGAAAUCAACAAAUGAAAGAGACAAAAAUGUCAAUAGUCAUGUCAAAAAGGGAGGAAAGUUUCACAUGCCCAAAUUAGAUCUUUCACUUCCAAGGAUUAAAUCAAGACCAGUGGAAGUCAUUGUUGAAGGACCUGAGUUAAAAGGAAGCACAGUUCACACACCCUCCAUUGACAUUUCUUUGCCUAAAGAUAAAACUGAGGCAAACUUUGAUAUGGAAGGUCAUUCUGGAACAGACAUAAAGUUUGAAAAGCCAAAAAUUGAUAUUUCACUGCCAAAAGUGAAAGCCCCAGAAGGAGAAAUGAGAGCUGAAGACCCUCAGAUCCACGGAGGAAAGUUAAAUAUGCCAUCAGUUGAAAUCUCCUUUCCAAAAGGGAAGGUGAAAGGACACACUGACCUUGAAGGCAAAACUACAGGGGCAAGUAAACUUAAGUUGCCUAAAUUUGAUAUUAGCUCACCUAAAAUGAAGUCUUCAGAUGGAGAAAUCAAUAUAGAAGCAACUGAUAUCCAAGGUGGAAAGUUUCACAUGCCCUCUAUAGAUAUCUCUCUGCCGGGUGGAGGAGCAGGAGGAGAUAUAGAUGUUGAAGGACAUGCAGGAAAAGGAGGAAAAUUGAAAAUGCCUAAAUUUGAUGUGUCCUUGCCUAAGAUAAAACCAUCAGGGGGUGAAAUCGACAUUGAAGGUCCCGAUAUCAAAGGUGGAAAGUUUCACAUGCCUUCUAUAGAUAUCUCUCUGCCAGGAGGAGGAGCAGGAGGAGAUGUAGAUGUUGAAGGACAUACAGGAAAAGGAAGAAAAUUUGAAAUGCCUAAAUUUGAUGUGUCCUUGCCUAAAUUAAAAUCUUCAGGAGGUGAAAUCGACAUUGAAGGUCCAGAUAUCAAAGGUGGAAAGUUUCACAUGCCCUCUAUAGAUAUCUCACUGCCGGGUGGAGGAGCAGGAGGAGAUGUAGAUGUUGAAGGACAUGCAGGAAAAGGAGGAAAAUUGAAAAUGCCUAAAGUUGAUGUGUCCUUGCCUAAAUUAAAAUCUUCAGGAGGUGAAAUCGACAUUGAAGGUCCUGAUAUCAAAGGUGGAAAGUUUCACAUGCCCUCUAUAGAUAUCUCACUGCCGGGUGGAGGAGCAGGAGGAGAUGUAGAUGUUGAAGGACAUGCAGGAAAAGGAGGAAAAUUGAAAAUGCCUAAAGUUGAUGUGUCCUUGCCUAAAUUUAAACCAUCAGGAGGUGAAAUUGAUGUUGAAGGUCCCGAUAUCAAAGGUGGAAAGUUUCACAUGCCCUCUAUAGAUAUCUCUCUGCCAGGAGGAGGAGCAGGAGGAGAUGUAGAUGUUGAAGGACAUACAGGAAAAGGAAGAAAAUUUGAAAUGCCUAAAUUUGAUGUGUCCUUGCCUAAAUUAAAACCAUCAGGGGGUGAAAUCGACAUUGAAGGUCCAGAUAUCAAAGGUGGAAAGUUUCACAUGCCCUCUAUAGAUAUCUCUCUGCCAGGAGGAGGAGCAGGAGCAGAUGUAGAUGUUGAAGGACAUACAGGAAAAGGAGGAAAAUUGAAAAUGCCUAAAUUUGAUAUGUCCUUGCCUAAAUUAAAACCAUCGGGUGGUGAAAUUGAUGUUGAAGGUCCUGAUAUCAAAGGUGGAAAGUUUCACAUGCCCUCUAUUGAUAUCUCUCUGCCAGGAGGAGAUGUAGAUGUUGAAGGACAUGCAGGAAAAGGAAGAAAAUUUGAAAUGCCUAAAUUUGAUGUGUCCUUGCCUAAAUUUAAACCAUCAGGAGGUGAAAUUGAUGUUGAAGGUCCCGAUAUCAAAGGUGGAAAGUUUCACAUGCCCUCUAUUGAUAUAUCUCUGCCAGGAGGAGGAGCAGGAGGAGAUGUAGAUGUUGAAGGACAUACAGGAAAAGGAGGAAAAUUGAAAAUGCCUAAAUUUGAUGUGUCCAUGCCUAAAUUAAAACCAUCAGGAGGUGAAAUUGAUGUUGAAGGUCCCGAUGUCAAAGGUGGAAAGUUUCACAUGCCCUCUAUUGAUAUCUCUCUGCCAGGAGGAGGAGCAGGAGGAGAUGUAGAUGUUGAAGGACAUGCAGGAAAAGGAAGAAAAUUUGAAAUGCCUAAAGUUGAUGUGUCCUUGCCUAAAUUUAAACCAUCAGGAGGUGAAAUUGAUGUUGAAGGUCCCGAUAUCAAAGGUGGAAAGUUUCAUAUGCCCUCUAUAGAUAUCUCUCUGCCAGGAGGAGGAGCAGGAGGAGAUGUAGAUGUUGAAGGACAUACAGGAAAAGGAAGAAAAUUUGAAAUGCCUAAAUUUGAUGUGUCCUUGCCUAAAUUAAAACCAUCAGGGGGUGAAAUCGACAUUGAAGGUCCGGAUAUCAAAGGUGGAAAGUUUCACAUGCCCUCUAUAGAUAUCUCUCUGCCAGGAGGAGGAGCAGGAGCAGAUGUAGAUGUUGAAGGACAUACAGGAAAAGGAGGAAAAUUGAAAAUGCCUAAAGUUGAUGUGUCCUUGCCUAAAUUAAAACCAUCAGGGGGUGAAAUUGAUGUUGAAGGUCCCGAUAUCAAAGGUGGAAAGUUUCACAUGCCCUCUAUUGAUAUAUCUCUGCCAGGAGGAGGAGCAGGAGGAGAUGUAGAUGUUGAAGGACAUACAGGAAAAGGAGGAAAAUUGAAAAUGCCUAAAUUUGAUGUGUCCAUGCCUAAAUUAAAACCAUCGGGAGGUGAAAUCGACAUUGAAGGUCCCGAUAUCAAAGGUGGAAAGUUUCACAUGCCCUCUAUAGAUAUCUCUCUGCCAGGAGGAGGAGGGAGAGAUGUAGAUGUUGAAGGACAUACAGGAAAAGGAGGAAAAUUUAAAAUGCCUAAAGUUGAUGUGUCCUUGCCUAAAUUAAAACCAUCAGGAGGUGAAAUUGAUGUUGAAGGUCCCGAUAUCAAAGGUGGAAAGUUUCACAUGCCCUCUAUAGAUUUCUCUCUGCCGGGAGGAGGAGCAGGAGGAGAUGUAGAUGUUGAAGGACAUACAGGAAAAGAGAAAAUUGAAAUGCCUAAAGUUGAUGUGUCCUUGCCUAAAUUAAAACCAUCAGGAGGUGAAAUUGACAUUGAAGGUCCCGAUAUCAAAGGUGGAAAGUUUCACAUGCCCUCUAUAGAUAUCUCUCUGCCAAGAGGACGGGCAGGAGGAGAUGUAGAUGUUGAAGGACAUGCAGGAAAAGGAGGAAAAUUGAAAAUGCCUAAAUUUGAUGUGUCCUUGCCUAAAUUAAAACCAUCAGGGGGUGAAAUCGACAUUGAACGUCCUGAUAUCAAAGGUGGAAAGUUUCACAUGCCCUCUAUAGAUAUCUCUCUGCCAGGAGGAGGAGCAGGAGCAGAUGUAGAUGUUGAAGGACAUACAGGAAAAGGAGGAAAAUUGAAAAUGCCUAAAUUUGAUGUGUCCUUGCCUAAAUUAAAACCAUCAGGUGGUGAAAUUGAUGUUGAAGGUCCCGAUAUCAAAGGUGGAAAGUUUCACAUGCCCUCUAUUGAUAUCUCUCUGCCAGGAGGAGGAGCAGGAGGAGAUAUAGAUGUUGAAGGACAUGCAGGAAAAGGAAGAAAAUUUGAAAUGCCUAAAUUUGAUGUGUCCUUGCCUAAAUUUAAACCAUCAGGAGGUGAAAUUGAUGUUGAAGGUCCCGAUAUCAAAGGUGGAAAGUUUCACAUGCCCUCUAUUGAUAUCUCUCUGCCAGGAGGAGGAGCAGGAGGAGAUAUAGAUGUUGAAGGACAUGCAGGAAAAGGAAGAAAAUUUGAAAUGCCUAAAUUUGAUGUGUCCUUGCCUAAAUUUAAACCAUCAGGAGGUGAAAUUGAUGUUGAAGGUCCCGAUAUCAAAGGUGGAAAGUUUCACAUGCCCUCUAUUGAUAUCUCUCUGCCAGGAGGAGGAGCAGGAGGAGAUGUAGAUGUUGAAGGACAUACAGGAAAAGGAGGAAAAUUGAAAAUGCCUAAAUUUGAUGUGUCCUUGCCUAAAUUAAAACCAUCAGGUGGUGAAAUUGUUGUGGAGGGUCCCGAUAUCAAAAGCGGAAAGUUUCACAUGCCCUCUAUUGAUAUCUCUCUGCCAGGAGGAGAUGUAGAUGUUGAAGGACAUACAGGAAAAGGAGGAAAAUUGAAAAUGCCUAAAGUUGAUGUGUCCUUGCCUAAAUUAAAACCAUCAGGAGGUGAAAUCAAUGUUGAAGGUCCCGAUAUCAAUGGUGGAAAGUUUCACAUGCCCUCUAUAGAUAUCUCUCUGCCAGGAGGAGGAGCAGGAGGAGAUAUAGAUGUUGAAGGACAUACAGGAAAAGGAGGAAAAUUGAAAAUGCCUAAAGUUGAUGUGUCCUUGCCUAAAUUAAAACCAUCAGGAGGUGAAAUUGAUGUUGAAGGUCCCGAUGUCAAAGGUGGAAAGUUUCACAUGCCCUCUAUAGAUAUCUCUCUGCCAGGUGGAGGAGCAGGAGGAGAUGUAGAUGUUGAAGGACAUGCAGGAAAAGGAGGAAAAUUGAAAAUGCCUAAAUUUGAUGUGUCCUUGCCUAAAUUAAAACCAUCAGGUGGUGAAAUUGAUGUUGAGCGUCCUGAAAUCAAAGGUGGAAAGUUUCAUAUGCCCUCUAUAGAUAUCUCUCUGCCAGGAGGAGGAGCAGGAGCAGAUGUAGAUGUUGAAGGACAUACAGGAAAAGGAGGAAAAUUGAAAAUGCCUAAAGUUGAUGUGUCCUUGCCUAAAUUAAAACCAUCAGGAGGUGAAAUUGAUGUUGAAGGUCCCGAUGUCAAAGGUGGAAAGUUUCACAUGCCCUCUAUAGAUAUCUCACUGCCGGGUGGAGGGGCAGGAGGAGAUAUAGAUGUUGAAGGACAUACAGGAAAAGGAGGAAAAUUGAAAAUGCCUAAAGUUGAUGUGUCCUUGCCUAAAUUAAAACCAUCAGGAGGUGAAAUUGAUGUUGAAGGUCCCGAUGUCAAAGGUGGAAAGUUUCACAUGCCCUCUAUUGAUAUCUCUCUGCCAGGUGGAGGAGCAGGAGGAGAUGUAGAUGUUGAAGGACAUGCAGGAAAAGGAGGAAAAUUGAAAAUGCCUAAAUUUGAUGUGUCCUUGCCUAAAUUAAAACCAUCAGGUGGUGAAAUUGAUGUUGAGCGUCCUGAAAUCAAAGGUGGAAAGUUUCAUAUGCCCUCUAUAGAUAUCUCUCUGCCAGGAGGAGGAGCAGGAGCAGAUGUAGAUGUUGAAGGACAUACAGGAAAAGGAGGAAAAUUGAAAAUGCCUAAAGUUGAUGUGUCCUUGCCUAAAUUAAAACCAUCAGGAGGUGAAAUUGAUGUUGAAGGUCCCGAUGUCAAAGGUGGAAAGUUUCACAUGCCCUCUAUAGAUAUCUCACUGCCGGGUGGAGGGGCAGGAGGAGAUAUAGAUGUUGAAGGACAUACAGGAAAAGGAGGAAAAUUGAAAAUGCCUAAAGUUGAUGUGUCCUUGCCUAAAUUAAAACCAUCAGGAGGUGAAAUUGAUGUUGAAGGUCCUGAUAUCAAAGGUGGAAAGUUUCACAUGCCCUCUAUUGAUAUCUCUUUGCCAGGAGGACGAGCAGGAGGAGAUGUAGAUGUUGAAGGACAUGCAGGAAAAGGAAGAAAAAUUGAAAUGCCUAAAGUUGAUGUGUCCUUGCCUAAAUUAAAACCAUCAGGAGGUGAAAUCGACAUUGAAUGUCCCGAUAUCAAAGGUGGAAAGUUUCACAUGCCCUCUAUUGAUAUAUCUCUGCCAGGAGGAGGAGCAGGAGGAGAUGUAGAUGUUGAAGGACAUACAGGAAAAGGAGGAAAAUUGAAAAUGCCUAAAGUUGAUGUGUCCUUGCCUAAAUUAAAACCAUCAGGAGGUGAAAUCAAUGUUGAAGGUCCCGAUAUCAAUGGUGGAAAGUUUCACAUGCCCUCUAUAGAUAUCUCUCUGCCAGGAGGAGGAGCAGGAGGAGAUAUAGAUGUUGAAGGACAUACAGGAAAAGGAGGAAAAUUGAAAAUGCCUAAAGUUGAUGUGUCCUUGCCUAAAUUAAAACCAUCAGGAGGUGAAAUUGAUGUUGAAGGUCCCGAUGUCAAAGGUGGAAAGUUUCACAUGCCCUCUAUAGAUAUCUCUCUGCCAGGUGGAGGAGCAGGAGGAGAUGUAGAUGUUGAAGGACAUGCAGGAAAAGGAGGAAAAUUGAAAAUGCCUAAAUUUGAUGUGUCCUUGCCUAAAUUAAAACCAUCAGGUGGUGAAAUUGAUGUUGAGCGUCCUGAAAUCAAAGGUGGAAAGUUUCAUAUGCCCUCUAUAGAUAUCUCUCUGCCAGGAGGAGGAGCAGGAGCAGAUGUAGAUGUUGAAGGACAUACAGGAAAAGGAGGAAAAUUGAAAAUGCCUAAAGUUGAUGUGUCCUUGCCUAAAUUAAAACCAUCAGGAGGUGAAAUUGAUGUUGAAGGUCCCGAUGUCAAAGGUGGAAAGUUUCACAUGCCCUCUAUAGAUAUCUCACUGCCGGGUGGAGGGGCAGGAGGAGAUAUAGAUGUUGAAGGACAUACAGGAAAAGGAGGAAAAUUGAAAAUGCCUAAAGUUGAUGUGUCCUUGCCUAAAUUAAAACCAUCAGGAGGUGAAAUUGAUGUUGAAGGUCCCGAUGUCAAAGGUGGAAAGUUUCACAUGCCCUCUAUUGAUAUCUCUCUGCCAGGUGGAGGAGCAGGAGGAGAUGUAGAUGUUGAAGGACAUGCAGGAAAAGGAGGAAAAUUGAAAAUGCCUAAAUUUGAUGUGUCCUUGCCUAAAUUAAAACCAUCAGGUGGUGAAAUUGAUGUUGAGCGUCCUGAAAUCAAAGGUGGAAAGUUUCAUAUGCCCUCUAUAGAUAUCUCUCUGCCAGGAGGAGGAGCAGGAGCAGAUGUAGAUGUUGAAGGACAUACAGGAAAAGGAGGAAAAUUGAAAAUGCCUAAAGUUGAUGUGUCCUUGCCUAAAUUAAAACCAUCAGGAGGUGAAAUUGAUGUUGAAGGUCCCGAUGUCAAAGGUGGAAAGUUUCACAUGCCCUCUAUAGAUAUCUCACUGCCGGGUGGAGGGGCAGGAGGAGAUAUAGAUGUUGAAGGACAUACAGGAAAAGGAGGAAAAUUGAAAAUGCCUAAAGUUGAUGUGUCCUUGCCUAAAUUAAAACCAUCAGGAGGUGAAAUCGACAUUGAAUGUCCCGAUAUCAAAGGUGGAAAGUUUCACAUGCCCUCUGUUGAUAUCUCUCUGCCAGGAGGAGGACCAGGAGGAGAUGUAGAUGUUGAAGGACAUACAGGAAAAGGAAGAAAAUUUGAAAUGCCUAAAUUUGAUGUGUCCUUGCCUAAAUUAAAACCAUCAGGAGGUGAAAUUGAUGUUGAAGGUCCCGAUAUCAAAGGUGGAAAGUUUCACAUGCCCUCUAUUGAUAUCUCUCUGCCAGGAACCACAGAGGGAGGGCUUGAUCUGGAUGAUGAUACUAAAAAAGGUUUAAGAUUUCACAUGCCCACUGUUGAUAUCUCUCUUCCAAAAAUGAAACUGACAGAGCGUGAACUCAAAGUUGGGUCAGAGAAGAAAGACAAAGACAUUUCAGCACCCAAAAUGAGUGACUUAAAUGUCCCUGAGGCCACUUUAGGUGGUAACAUCAAGCUGCCAACAGUGAAAAUCCCAACUGUUGACAUAUCUGCUCCUAAAGUUGACCUGGGCUUCACUCUUCCAAAGGCAAAGGGCAGUGAUAGAGAAAAUAUUGAACUUCUUAAGGCAGAGGGUGGAAGACCCUCAUCUGGGGCAAGUUUUGAUGUUCCAGAUGUCUCUGUAAAAAUGCCCAAAAUUUCACUCCCUAAAUUUGGCAGAAAAUUGAAAAGUGGAGACAAACUAGAACCAGAGAGUCCAGGCUUAUCUAUAGAUUUGGACUUGGAAAAAACAUCACCAUCAGUGGAAACAGAUGCCAAAAUGAAUAAGUCCAAAAUCAAAAUGCCAUCUAUUGGAACACCUAAAAAAGAUAUUAAAAUAAUUGGCCCUGAAGCUGAAAUGAAGAUAAAGGCAGGCUCUGGAGAAAUUACAAAACCAGAAAUCAGAGUGGAGGGUCCUGAUGACAAGGUCAGAUACAAGCUCAAAUUCCCCAAAUUCAAGACAACUACUCCAAAAGCAAAACUCAAAGAUGUAGAAAUGGAUAUGCCUGCAGUGGAUAACAAAGGAAAGGUCAAAAUGCCAGCAGUUGAGAUAUCAUUGCCAACAGCAAAUAUUCCAGAAUGUGAGGUAUUGCUUCCAAAAACUGAGGUUGAUGUAUCUGAAGCAGAUAUCAGAGGUUAUGAGGGCAGUUUAAAAAUUCCUAAGAUGCCAACUAUUGACAUAUCAGUUCCAAAAGUUGAUUUAGAUGUUUCCUUGCCUAGGCUAAAACUUCAUGAACCAAUGGAGUCAAACACUUCUGACUUAAACAUUGAUAGUAGUAGAGGUAUAGUAAAUUUCCCCCAUGUUAAAAUCCCUAAAGUAGACCUUUCACUUCCACAUGGAAAUACAGGUGACACAGGUAACUAUGAGGUGGAUAUUGGAAGGAGGGGUAAAUUAAGAAUGCCAGAAGUGGAAAUAUCAUUACCUCAUGUGAAAAAUGACACAUCUAAUGCUGACAUUGAAAUUAAAGGUGAAAAACUAAAAAUGGCAAAAAUUUCAGUGCCUAAUGUUGAUAUAUCUUUGCCUCAUGGAAAAACAAAGGAAACUGAUUCAGAAUUUGGAGCUAAAGGAGGUAAAUUAAAAAUGCCAGACAUCACAGUGCCUAAGAUAGAUUUAUCUCUGCCUCAUGGAAGCAAAGGAGAAAGUCAUGCACCAGAUUCAGAAUUAGAAGGUGGAAAAUUAAAGAUGCCAACAGUUGAUAUAUCCCUUCCUAAAAUAAAAUCUAAAGGUGUUGCUCCAGAACUUCAGCCUGGUGAAGGAAAAGGUAAAGUCAUGAUCCCUGGAAUUAAACUACCAACAGUAGAUAUCUCAUUACCUCAUGGUAAAAUAGAAGACAGUGAUACUCUUGAACAGGGAGCGUGUGGCAAAGAAGGGAAAUUCAAGGUGACUAAUAUCAAAAUUCCAAAAGUAGAUGUAUCAUUAGAAGGACAACAGGAGGAUACAGAAAAAACAGAGGUCAGAAAACAAGGUGGCAACUUUCAGUUACCAAAAAUGACAAUGCCUAAAGUGGAUAUAUCAUUACCCUAUGGCAAAACGGGCGACACUGAGGUUUCAGGAUCUGUGGAAGUAGAAGGUGGACAACGUAAAAUGCCUGAUAUUAAGAUACCACAGGUAGACAUUUCAUUACCAGAAGGUAAAACUGUUGAGUUUGAUACUAAAGAAGUAGAAUCUGGAAGAGGGGGUGGAAAAUUCGCUAUGUCCAAUGUUAAAAUCCCAAAAGUAGAUAUAGUAAUGUCAAGAGAUCCAGACAUGCCAGUUCCUUCUACUGAUGCGGGCCUUAAGGAUGCACAUAAAGAGGGUAAAAAGAUGAGAAUGCCAACUACAGAUAUAGAGGGCCCUAAUGUGGAUCUAGAGUUGGAUCUUGGAUUAUCGAAAAAAGGAAAAAAGAAUAAAAAGAAGACUGCACUUCCAGAAAUUGAUCUUAGCCCCACUGCACCAAAACAACAAAUAAAAGGGCCAAAAGUCAAAGGUUCAAAAUUUAAUAUUGGAAUGCCAAAAGUAAAAACUGGAAAAACUGAUGCAAACUUAAAAGCUAAUUUACCAGCACCAAAGAUUUCUGAACUUGACUUUGACAUUGAGACUGCAGAAGCUGACACUAAUCAUUCUGAAGAAGAUAAAAAGCAAAUGGGUAAAGUCAAAAUUCCAAAGUUUGGGAUACCUCUGCCAUCUUUAAGUUCACCUGAAGCUAACAUCACAUCAUCUCAGGUAAAAGUUCACUCUAUAAACGUAGACUCUGAGGUGGAGUAUGAGGGCCCACGUAUGCCAAAGGUAACAAAAGCUGUAUUUGUUAUGGUGAAUCCACAAACAGAAAGCUCUGCUAAUGUAGGUGGUGAAGCAAGUGCAGAAAUUGGAGAUGAGAAGCUCAACCUGCCAAAGAUAAAAAUGAAGCCGAGUUUUGGCAAGUCUCGAUCAAAUGAAAAGGGGAAAGCAGUAAAUUUGGAAGAGGAGGUGGAAACUGAAGGAAAGUCAAAAACUGGUAAGCUUAAAUUGCCCAAAGUCACAUUUUCAUCUGGGCAGAGAGGAUCAUUUGAUGUAACACCAAGUGGGUCUGAUGAUGGAACAAGUUCAAGUCUAAAUGGUGACAAAGAUGAAAAAGCAAUGUUUGGAAAGCUUAAAUUGCCCAAACUGGAGUUUUUUUCACCAUACUCAAAAGAUACAGUUCAGGAAGAGGAAAUGGAAACAAGCAUGACACAUCUCAGGAAGGAGACCUCAGUGGAAAGUAAAGAGAGCAAGAAGACAAUAUCGGGUACAAUGAGAGAGACUGAUACUUUAGUAUAUUCAAAAGCAAGGACUGAAAUGCUAGCAGAACGGGAGGGAUCAGAGUCCCCAAUACCUACAGUAUCAGCUGGAUUUGUCACUGUAAAGAAGAGUGAAGAAAGAGAGGAAACAACAUGGUUCAAAGUACCCAAGGUUACCCUUAGUCCCCAUUCUACUGGCAUCCUCCACAUCACACCAGAAAGCUCUCCAAAAGGAAGCAAGUCCUCUCUUCCUUGCUCUAGUGAGGAAGCCUCUGGAGGUUUCUAUGUGAAGAUGCCAAGUGUAGAAUUUUUGACCCAAGAAAUGUCCUCAGAGCAUCUGAUUACUAAAACAGAGGGAACUCUUACUGUAGUGACUAAGACAACAAAGUAUACAGAAACAAAAAGUAGCAGUUCGAAACAGUAAGCAUCUCAGUUGACAUACAAAUGACAUACAGUUGGUAGUGGAAUAAUAUAUAGGCCCGAAUAUUUUUAUAUGUGGCAAUUAUUUCAGUCUUGCUGGUUUUAUAUUUAAAGCAAAUAAAGCAAAAAAUAUAUAAACAAUAAAUUAUACCAAAAAAACACGACUUAAGCAUAAUAAAAAUGUUGCUACAAAAAGAGUAUUUAUUUAUUGUAGACCUUAUUUUCAGGUUUUGUAACUUGCCACUGUAUGACACUUUGAAUUGAUUUAUCUGUAAAGAUAUUUCUCUGAGCAAACACAUUUUGUUGUAGAUAAGAAACACAACAUAGGCACAAAUCUGUGCAAAACAGACAGAUACAUAUUAGGCAUUUAGACAUUUUGCAUUUAUUUUUGUUUUUGCUUAUGCUUUUAUUGUGCAGUCUUAGCAAAGUAUGCCACUUAAAUUGUAGAAUUUUACAGCAUUUUGGAAAUAUUGCUUUGCUUUUUUUGAUGCCUGGUUUGUCUAUGUGGUUUUUUGGUUGUUGUUAUGGAAUUCUGUUUAUUUUAGAUACUAUUAGAAAGAUAUGUACUAUUUUUACGUAUUUAUAUGCAUGAUCUGUACAGAUAAGAUACUAAAAAAGGAAGCCUGUGAUGUUGAGUAUUUUUGUGAUACAUAUUUUUGUGAAAUAUUCAAACAAUAUAAAGUUUUUUUCCCAUCACAUUUUUUAAGGAUUGUGAUAUGCUGUACCAGAUUGCCUUUCUCUGUUUGAGAACACUGAGUGUGAAAGAAAAGGAAAAAAAAAUUUUUUUAAAAUUAACUCUUGUGUUGAUGGAUUUAGCCUACAUGAAAAUGUAUAUGUAUAUUAUAUUUAAGGCAGGUUUCAGUAUUGAACUGCAUGAUUGUAAUGUGUUGCUUUUCUGAAACCAUCAUUUAGAUGAUGCUUAUCUCCAUCUAAUGCAAAAAUAGAAUACUCAAAUAAAAUAUUAACAUUUUAA
This is a messenger RNA of Megalobrama amblycephala (Wuchang bream), 14853 nucleotides long. RefSeq names its product periaxin (gene prx). Gene Ontology annotation, biological process: regulation of RNA splicing. Gene Ontology annotation, cellular component: nucleus; costamere; cytoplasm. The record is from RefSeq and is a predicted model, not a curated record. NCBI's taxonomy places the organism in Eukaryota, Metazoa, Chordata, Actinopteri, Cypriniformes, Xenocyprididae. Gene Ontology annotation, molecular function: protein binding.